AUGUCUGACGACGAGAGCCUUAACGUUAACUUCGAGACCGCCCACGCCGGUGCCUCGCUCACUUACCCCCAGCAGUGCUCGGCCCUGCGCAAGAACGGCCAUGUGGUGAUCAAGGGCCGCCCCUGCAAGAUCAUUGACAUGUCCACCUCGAAGACCGGUAAGCACGGUCACGCCAAGGUGCACCUUGUCGCUACCGACAUCUUCACCGAGCGCAAGUACGAGGACAUCUCGCCGUCCACCCACAACAUGGACGUGCCCAACGUCACUCGCCGCGAGUACCAGCUGAUCAACAUCGACGAUGGUUACCUCAACCUGAUGUCGAACGACGGUACCUCGAAGGACGACGUCAAGGUCCCCGAGGGCGACCUUGGUGAGCAGAUCUCUGCUCAGUUCGACGACGGCAAGGACCUCAUGGUCACCAUUGUCGCCGCCAUGAACGAGGAGCACUGCCUUGCCUUCAAGGAGGCUCCCCAGGGCAAGUAA
Messenger RNA from Malassezia japonica, 483 nucleotides. RefSeq names its product translation initiation factor eIF5A (gene ANB1). The transcript is spliced from 3 exons. NCBI's taxonomy places the organism in Eukaryota, Fungi, Basidiomycota, Malasseziomycetes, Malasseziales, Malasseziaceae. Bases 1 to 483 code for a protein of 160 amino acids. The record is from RefSeq and is a predicted model, not a curated record. Gene Ontology annotation, molecular function: ribosome binding; RNA binding; translation elongation factor activity. Gene Ontology annotation, biological process: positive regulation of translational termination; translational elongation; positive regulation of translational elongation.